Entamoeba invadens IP1 is the source of this 2040-nucleotide messenger RNA. Its product is annotated as oligopeptidase A, putative. Bases 1 to 2040 code for a protein of 679 amino acids. The record is from RefSeq and is a predicted model, not a curated record. The transcript has a single exon. Gene Ontology annotation, biological process: proteolysis. Lineage: Eukaryota; Evosea; Mastigamoebida; Endamoebidae. Gene Ontology annotation, molecular function: metalloendopeptidase activity.
AUGGAACACCCAUUCUCACAAAGAACUAUUCCAAUUGAUUUCAGCCAACUCACCCCAAACCACAUUGUCGAAGACUUGAAUUACACAUUAAAACUCACACAACAACGUAUUGAAAAUAUAAGAUCGAUUGAAAUGACUCAAGCAACAUUUUUGAACGUGGUCGAGCCUUUGGAAAUGGCGACUUACGAAUUGGAAGAUAUCAAAAUGUUGAUUCUUCUCAUUUUAAACACUCGAGGAAACAUCACUGAAUACAAAACGGAAUAUUCGAAAGUACUCCCAGCAUUAUCAACAUUCUUUGCAGGACUUUAUUCUGACUCAAAGCUUCUGUUACUCCUGGAACACGUCCGCGACAAUUCCUCAACUUUAUCCAAAGAGGAAUAUCGCCUCACUGAAAUUUUGAUUCGCAAAUACGUGACUGGUGGCUCUCAAUUGUCUACAGAAAACAAAGCCAAAUUGGUCCACGAGAAAACAACACUUUCGAUGUUAAUGCAAAAAUUUGGCGAAAAUUUAAUAAAAUCCGUCGAUGAUAAUUUUGUGGCCUUUUCAAGUGAAGAUGAGUUGAUAGGUGUACCUGCAAACAAUAUGGAAAGGUUUAAAAAAGCUGCUCAAGACCAUAACAUGCCAGGGUUUGUUGUGAUGUUAGACGCGAACAGUUACUCUGCAGUUAUGAAUUAUUGUGUUGUUGAGAAGACAAGAGAACUGGUGUAUCGAAUGAACAACAAAUUGUGCAGUUAUGGUGCAACAGACAAUAGUGAUUUACUUGAAAAAAUCUUAGAGGAACGGGAUGUCAUCUCCCACAUUUUUAACUUUAACGACUUUGGCGACUUUAUUGCACAAAAUCGGAUGGUGAGCUCUGAAGAUGCUCUCAAGUUUGUUGAACAACUUCAUGAUAAGAUAUACAAGGACUUUAAAGCCCAACUCUCGUAUCUAAUUGCUUUAAAGCGAAAAGAGACCAAUGAUCCCCUGUGUGUCUUAAAGCCAUGGGAUGUUGGGUAUUACUCCCAGAAGUAUUUGUUGCAACAUUUUCAUUAUGACUCUGAAGAGUUUCGAAAGUACUUUACACUGUCUUCUGUAUUAGAAGGACUUUUUAAAGUGAUAAGAAACGUCUUUCAAAUUGAAAUGAAAGAGUGCAGUGAAGUACGUGGAUGGCAUGAAGAUGUUAAGUAUUAUGAAGCAUAUGAUAUUAAUACCAAGAAACUGCUUGGAGGCAUUUUCUACGACUUUUUCCCACGAAAGGGGAAAAGGUCUGGCGCGUGUAAGGAAACGCUCUUUAAAGCGUUUGUGGAGACAAAUAGCAACGAAGAAAAAAUUCACAGCCCGAUUGUGUAUAUCAUCACUAAUAUUGCACCUCCACCUGUUGGGCAAAAAGAAGCGGUUUUGACUCUUGGAGAAGUGAAAACAAUAUUUCACGAACACGGGCAUUUCAUACACACAAUUUUAUCUGCGAAGAGAUAUGCAGCAAUAGGAGAGGACAACGUCGAGUUCGAUUUCAUCGAAUUCCCAUCAAAGUUGUUUGAGAACUUCUGUUUUGAAGAAACGGUUAUUGAGAUGAUGACACAACCUAAUGGCGAAAAAGUGCCAAAAAACCUCCUCAAUAGAUUUGAGAACGCAAGAAACUGCUUUGCUGCAGUCAACUUUAUGGCACAACUCAAGCUCUCGAAGAUGGAUUUGGAGAUUCAUAAAAAUUACUUAAAAAGUGGGAUGCAUGUAGAUGCAUUUCUCGAAGAGAAACUUGAGAAGUACAGCAUUCCGUUCGAUGUAAAGUUCUUGUCUGGAAUAAGGAAGAGCAAACACUUAUUUGUUGGAGAGUGUUGUUACGCGGCAAGUUACUUCACGUACAAAUGGGACGAAAUGAUGGCUCUUGACGCAUUUGAUUUGUUUGUUCAAAAUGGACUGUUCAACGAAGAGACAUCAGCGAAACUUAAGAAGUUUGUUUUGGAGGUGGGGUGCAUGGAAGAUGCAAACACAAUGUUCAGGAAUUUCAGAGGAAGAGAACCAAAGUGUGACGCUUUGAUGAUUAAAAAUGGAUUUACAGUGUAA